AUGAAGGAGCAUCGUCGCAUAGGGCAGGAGCGAAUUACGAAACAAUUCAUCCGUCUAGUUGCACCACAUGGUCACUGCAAAGAGGGUGGGGAAGGCGAUCCCAAUUUCAUCUACAAGGGAUUCAAUUACUCGGUCGAGGCCUGCCAUCGAAGUUGUGCGCAAAAGGUCAUAAUAGAGUUGUGCAAGUGUGGAGAUCCGAUGUUCCCCAUCCCGAAUGGUAAGGGAGUGGCAGCCUGCCGUGCCACCGAUAUGGUUCAACGUGAUUGCCUUCGAAAUGCAACACUUCACCUUGGAGAGUUGUAUUCUAAAGAGAAAGGCGGGAUUCCUGGAUGUUACUGCCACCAACCUUGCAAAGAAACAAAUUAUGAGGUGACCUAUUCGGCAGCUCGAUGGCCAUCUGGUUCAGCAAAGGUGAUGGAUUGUGUACCUGGAGAUUUCAUGUGUCUUGAGAAGUAUCGUAAGAACGCUGCUAUGAUCCAGAUCUUCUAUGAAGAGUUGAAUUAUGAAACGCUCCAGGAAACACCUGCAUACACAGUGAGUUGUUGCCGCUUUAACUACAACUAG
Molecule: messenger RNA, 564 nt
Organism: Cooperia oncophora
Lineage: Eukaryota; Metazoa; Nematoda; Chromadorea; Rhabditida; Trichostrongylidae
Source: the annotation of a GenBank genome assembly